Messenger RNA from Oenanthe melanoleuca, 1015 nucleotides. RefSeq names its product splicing factor, proline- and glutamine-rich-like. The record is from RefSeq and is a predicted model, not a curated record. NCBI's taxonomy places the organism in Eukaryota, Metazoa, Chordata, Aves, Passeriformes, Muscicapidae. The coding region runs from base 136 to 705 and encodes 189 amino acids. The transcript is spliced from 2 exons.
CCAAGUCCACGGCUACCAAGCAGCUGGAUUAACAAACAGAGGUGAGGACAGAUGGUUGGAACACGGGACUGCGUUCCUCACAUCGGGAGAACAAAUGUGCCGAGCAUCUUCCUUCCCUGAGGCCAAGGGUCCUGCAUGGCAGGCGCUGAGCGGGGCCACCCUGGCCGAAUGCUUCUUCAUGGCGAGCCCGUCGCCGGCGGCAGCUCCCCGCCGCCCCGCGCCUACAUCCUGGCGCCGCCGGAGCCCUCCUCGGCGGCGCUCCCGGCUCGGCUCCCGGCCCGCCGCCCUCUGCCGCAGCACCGGGCGGCGGGGGCUGGGGCUCGCCCGCCCGCCCGCUGGCGCUCGGGGCUGCUGCAAACCCGACGUCAGCGGCACGGCCCCCCCCGCCCGCCCCCAGGGCUCCCGGGGCCGCCCCCCGGGUCGGGGCGGGGGAGGCGCCCGCACGCCGCGGCGAGAGGCGCUGCGGAGCCCCCGGACGGCGCCGGCCCGCGGUCCGGCUCCGGCGGAGGUGCGGGGACCGGGACCGUAAUGCGGCUGCGGACACCGCUCCCGCUGCCGCCGGUGCGCCAGCGCUCCCCGGAGCGAGCCGCGCUCCCGGCCCCGGCCGCACGGAAAGGCUCCCGGCUCAUCACGCUCUGCACGGUCCCCUUCGCACUGUCUGCGGGAAAAGGAGAAUUCACACUCUCCGAACCAAUUCUUUAUUGACUCACUAUCAUCCCUCCUUUGUGUGCCUUCAAGUCCAGCCACUAUUCUGGGUCAAUUUUCAUCCUUGCCUUUAGUAAUUUCUGCCAUCCUCGCCACAGCCUUUCUGUUGCUGGUAUAUCCUUUUGGAGGGAGACCAAAACUCGACACAGCAGCCAAGAUGAGACACUGCAUGGAUUUGCCAAUAUUACUCCAAUACCUGCAGUCACAUACUCUACAGCUUUCUUAACACAGUUUAACAACUUCUUUUCAAGGCACAAAAUGAUGUCCAUAUCUACACACAUUAAAUAAAAUGUCAUGCGUCACAAUUGGA